CUGAUGAUAACACAUGUGACCACUGCUGCGUGCCUUUGUGCCACUCGUCCAGCAAGUACAACAAAACACUUGGUUUUCACAAACAUCCCCCUGACCCGGAGCUUAGGCGAAAAUGGAUCGAGUCUGUCCGCAGGACAAGUUCUCCGUUAGCCUAGUGUAUGACCGGCACUUCAACAAACAGGACUUCCAGGAGCCCGGGCCUGAAGGAGAACGACGCCCGCUGAAGCCGCGAGCUGUUCCGGGGCUCUUUGACUGGACCCAAUACCGUGUUCCUCGGAGCGUGGAGGCGGACGGAGCGGUCGAAGACCUGGAGGCUUUCUUAACGGAGCACAACUACGCCCUGGUCCCGGACCCCGAAGUAGUUCUGCGGCCGAAGCAGCGGAUACAGCAGCGGUUCGGCCUCCAGAGGUUUGCUGGCUCAGACGAGGACAUACGGUUUUUCACAAGGUUUGCAUCCUAUGAGCUCCUCAUGGGCUUCUGGGCAUCCAUCGAGCAUCUGGUGCCGCUUGUGGUCAGCAUGAAGAACACACAGAGAGACGUCCUCACAGAGACAAGUGUCCCUGCUGUUCCUUCUCUGCAGCCCAUUGAUGAGAUGUUUUUGCUUCUCAACUAUCUAGCGCUGGGUUCAAAACUAAAGGACCUUGCUGACAGAUUUGGAAUCCAGCAAUCCACCGUCAGUCAGAUCAUCACAACAUGGAGUAACUUUUUGUACACUGUCCUGGGAUCAAUAAACAUCUGGAUACCAAAUAAGAAAAUAACGGAACAUUUACCAGCAGAGUUUGAGGACUAUGCAGACACUGCUGUCAUUCUGAACUGCACAGAGCUGAGGUACCAGAGUCCUUCCUCAUCUCUCCUUGAAAGUGAAGAGCUCGCUACCCACUGUACACUCAAAGGACUGUUUGGAGUUGCUCCACAUGGAGCUGUCACCUUCAUCUCUCAGCUGUAUGCUGAAUCUGUCAGUAACGACCACUUGAUACAAAAGUCUGGAAUUCUGUCCCUGUUGAGACCUGGGAUGGCCAUCAUGGUUGACCAAGGUUUUCUGGUUGAUGACUUUGCACUGUGUGAAAUCUAUAUGCUGCCAUUUCUCUCUCUCAAGUCCCAGAUGUCUGCCUGUGAUGUCAGGGAGACUCAGGCCAUUGCACGCCUCAGUGCGCACGUAGAGCAUCUCAUAGGCAGAGUGAAGGAUCACGGGUUCUUUGACACAGAGAUCCCACUACAGCUUUUACACAACAUUAACCAGCUAUAUACUGUUGCAUGUCUCCUAACAAACUAUGAAAGUGAACUUCUGGGAAAGGCUGAGGCAUAGAAGCCAGUGUCGGACUUCAGUCUGGACUAAGCACAUAUUUGCAGAUAGAGACGGUCUAUUACAGUUAUGUUAAGUGUGGAAAAGAGCAGCUUAUCUAUCUGUAUAUAUAUAUUGUACUUGUCACUUCUACCUGUAGAGGUAAGUGAGCAAGUUUUUCUUAAAUGGAUUUGAUGAUUUUCUGAGGGGUCAUCUGGAUGAACAUGACACAUUGUGCAUUAGCAACAAAGUCACAGCACAAUGUAUGAGCGCCUCACUUAUCUUAACAUACUGUAUUUCAACAAGUUCAAACACUGGUUGUUCCUCUUGAUCAUAUGCAAUUGCACAAUCCAGUGUUUACUCCAUCUGUAUUGCAUCUGGAUAGAGAAAGCUUUGAUCACACUUUUUGUUGACAGCUGCAGACACCCAUGGGCAUGCAGUUGUUGUUUUACUGCUUUUCUGUUCUGCUUGAAGGACUGUCUUCUAUACAUACACAGUCGGUUGUACCUCUGUAUUCUGUGCAUACACACUUGAGUUGUUGCCGCCACAUGGACGUGAAGUUUGGGCUACAUGUAGAAGGGUCUGCAGAGAUUCUCGUAGGCUUUAUGGAUGACAUUUUCGUCACAUGGACUCUGGCAUACUCAGACACAUUAAGGGUAAAGGCAAAUCGUGAAUUUGCAUCAGUGUGCACAGAUUUUAAAAGCAGACAGCGGACAACCACUACAUUCUAUUAGUACUACAGUAGGUGCUUAUUGCUAUGCAGACUGUCACAUUUCAUCCCAUAUUGAACACAGAGACACACAAGGUUUCUGUGGAUGUUUUUUUUAAACAUCUGGAUGUAACUUUGCAUUUUUUGCAGGAUUUAGAAGCACAGGUUGGACUGCAGCACAAUGUCAAUGUGAAUGUUCCUGAGUUUUGCUGAGCGCAGUGGGUAGAUGUAGCACAGGGUUUCUGGAGAAUUGAGAACUUUCCACUGUGUUUGAGUACUGUUGAUGGAAAGCGUGUAUAAAUGAAAGUGCCUCCAAAGUCUUGUAUAAACCAAGUGAUGUUUGUUAUCAUCACUAACAGUAGUUGGUAAAUGUGGAGACAAAUUUAGAAUCACAUUUGGUUAGAGAGGCUAAUUUAGAGCCAGUUUUCUGAGUUAACCAGAAAAGAAGUGUGGCGUUAACUGUGUCUGUUGAAUGGUAGCCACUGAAUCAAUGAGUGGUAUUUAAAAUGUCUGCUGCCGAUGGGUGCUUAUUAAAGUCUACUGUCAUUCAUUUAA
Messenger RNA from Stegastes partitus (bicolor damselfish), 2546 nucleotides. RefSeq lists its product as uncharacterized. The record is from RefSeq and is a predicted model, not a curated record. Bases 113 to 1306 code for a protein of 397 amino acids. The transcript has 3 exons. Lineage: Eukaryota; Metazoa; Chordata; Actinopteri; Pomacentridae.